CAAAGUCCUUUCACAUGUCAGCCAUUGGUGGGCCAACUUGGCCCCUCUGGAAAUUUCCUUGCAAUCAGAAUCUGUGUAUCCUGAAGGCUUUUAAUCCAGGGGAUGUUUUUCAUGCUGGGAGUUAGUAGCAGCUGCUGCUAGGGCUACAGAAGCGGGUAGGAUGGCAGAUGUGAGGCUUGCAGAAAAGCUGACCCCUUGGGGUGGGACAUUUUGCCUAAAGAGGCACCAGACAGACAGAGCCAGUUAAGAAGGCAUCAUGAUUAGACUUUGUCUCCCCGAGGCUGGCCUUUUAUUGUUAUUAUCCCUGACUAUCUGAGAUCGGCUGAGAUGACUGAGGUCAUGAUGAACACCCCAUCCAUGGAAGAGAUUGGCCUCAGCCCCCGGAAGGAUGGCCUUUCCUAUCAGAUUUUUCCAGACCCGUCAGACUUUGACCGUUGCUGCAAACUGAAGGACCGCCUGCCCUCCAUCGUGGUGGAGCCCACAGAAGGGGAGGUGGAAAGUGGGGAGCUCCGAUGGCCCCCCGAGGAAUUCCUGGUCCAGGAGGAUGAGCAGGACAACUGUGAAGAGACAGCGAAAGAAAAGAAGGAACAGUAGAGUCCCUGCAGGAUCGCCCCGGGUCGUGCCAGCCAGCAUACCUGAACUGUUUUUCCCCAUCGUGAUGGAAGAAGAGAGUGAGCCACAAUCAUUCUGAAAAAUGUCAACUGAGGCUUCCGUUUUGCACCUGAAAAAUCACCAAGUCCAUUUUCUUUUCUUGUCUUUUUUUUUUUUUAAAUGCGUUGAGAGCAAUGGAGCCCUCUGACAAUGUGCAAGGCUGAGA
Peromyscus californicus insignis is the source of this 817-nucleotide messenger RNA. It is a transcript of the gene Lbh, whose product is annotated as LBH regulator of WNT signaling pathway. The record is from RefSeq and is a predicted model, not a curated record. Gene Ontology annotation, biological process: positive regulation of DNA-templated transcription. Bases 328 to 594 code for a protein of 88 amino acids. Lineage: Eukaryota; Metazoa; Chordata; Mammalia; Rodentia; Cricetidae. The transcript has 3 exons. Gene Ontology annotation, cellular component: nucleus.